CCCCCAUUUCUUUCCUCUUCCGCCUUCCUGUCAUCUUCAUCACUACAAUAUUGCAUAAUCCCCCAUUGUUAACAUUUUUUCCUUUAUACGCUAAGGGAACUUCUGUGGCCCAGUUCCCUAGCGGUACUUCUCGUAACUUCCCCGACAUUCGCGGGUAAACCCUUCAAGAACACGGAAUACAGUGUGUCUCCGUCGGUCCCCCGGCCGCCGGGUACCGGAGAAGUCUUGAAGCUGUUCUAUCACUCUAUCAGUCAGUGCCUAGGGAUUGGUAGUGGUUUUCAUUGGGUAAUAUUGGGAUUGAAUUUCGAAAAUGUGGAGGCCGGUAGUUGAGAUCUGGAGCGAUUCAGUAGAAUGAAGGGACAGGCUGCUGAGAACAUAGCCGCCACUGCCGCUUCUAGGGGUUCUCGUCCUCAUUUUCAUAGCAAUUUCCCGUUCCAACUUCUAGAUGACUACCACUAAACGUGCUUAUAAGCUACAGGAGUUUGUUGCACAUUCUUUGAGUGUCAACUGCCUCAAGAUUGGGCGGAAGUCGUCGAGGGUUCUUGUAACUGGUGGAGAAGAUCACAAGGUUAAUCUUUGGUCCAUUGGGAAGCCCAAUGCUAUUCUGAGUCUGUCAGGCCAUUCAAGCGGGAUUGAUUCAGUUAACUUUGAUUCAUCUGAAAUUUUGGUAGCUGCUGGAGCAGCAAGUGGCACUAUCAAGCUUUGGGAUUUAGAGGAGGCCAAGAUUGUCCGAACUCUCACUGGACAUCGCUCCAAUUGUAUAUCUUUGGACUUCCAUCCCUUUGGAGAAUUCUUUGCAUCUGGUUCUCUAGACACAAAUCUCAAGAUAUGGGAUAUCAGAAGAAAAGGUUGUAUCCACACAUACAAGGGUCACACUAGAGGCAUUAAUGCCAUCAGGUUCACACCAGAUGGCAGGUGGGUUGUAUCGGGUGGAGAAGACAAUACUGUGAAGCUGUGGGAUUUGACUGCAGGAAAGCUGAUGCAUGAAUUUAAAUGUCAUGAAGGCCAGAUUCAGUGCAUCGAUUUUCAUCCUCAUGAGUUUUUGCUGGCAACAGGUUCAGCUGACAGAACAGUUAAAUUCUGGGAUCUGGAGACCUUUGAACUUAUAGGUUCUGCUGGACCUGAGACUUCUGGAGUGCGCUCUAUGACGUUUAACCCUGAUGGUAAAACCCUGCUAUGUGGUUUGCAUGAGAACAUGAAGGUUUUCUCAUGGGAACCGAUUAGAUGUCAUGACACUGUAGAUGUAGGUUGGUCUAAAUUGUCAGAUCUGAAUGUCCAUGAAGGGAAGCUUCUUGGCUGCUCGUACAAUCAAAGUUGUGUUGGUGUAUGGGUUGUGGAUAUAUCGCGUAUUGAACCAUAUACAGCCAGAACUAAUACUCGAUUAAAUGGUCACUCGGAUGGGAAGUCUAAUUCAAGUGAUACCUUAUCGGGGCUGGCUGAGGAUUCUGGUAAAUCUAGCUUAAGCAGGCUUUCAAUUUCACAAAAUUCUGAUCCUGCCAAAGAAACCAAAUCCUUUGGAAGAUUGUCAGAUUAUCAAAACCAAGACAUUCAAAGAGAGUCCAAAUCUCAGACAACCAUUGUAAAUGCUACUAGUACCCCACAGAGGAUGAACCUGAAUGUUGGUCAGAGAGCAACUUCACUAAACUCAGUUGCAGCUCCUAACGUGACGGCUCUGAAGAGGAAUUCAACCAAACUUCAACUGACAACCAAUUCUUCAGCUCUCAAUAGGUCAGAUGUGGUGCCUGUUAUUGUUCCAAGAAAUAGUAUACGGUUAGAGCACCCAGCUGAAUCCAGGAAAGGAGUUUCAGGCCUUGUCCCACUGCAAUCCCUGCAGUUGAAAACAUCUGAUUUACACAAGUUUUCAAAUCCAGCUGAAGAACCAAGAAGACAAACAUGUUCUGUAGAAUCUAAUUUUGAUGUCCCAAAACCUGCUGAAUUGGGGGGAGUGUCUGAUAGGAACAUAUAUGCUACACUAAAACAUUCAGCAAUUGGGAAUGCUGCAUCUGAAAGGAAUAUGAAGGAUGACAAGCAUUUGGCUUCUCUAAAGUUUGAACAAUGUACUGCUGUUGAACCUCUUGCCAGAAACCAGCCGGAAAGCUAUGACACCCAAGGCAUUGUUUCUAAUAAAGAUGCAUAUUCCUCAGAAAAUCAAAGGAGAGGGAGAACACGACCACUUGUAGAGAAUUGGGACAAGAGAGAAAGAGCUUCUCAUUAUGAAGGCUUUUCAGGCAGUGGUCUUACUGGGAACCUACCUGCUCAGAGUGCAUUCCAAGCUAAUAAAAAGGGGCACAAUUUAUUAACUGAAAAGGAGAUGACUUCUAUUAGUGACGAGGAUUUCAUUUCCAACCUCAUGGAACAACAUGAUCAAUUUCUUCACUCAAUGCAGACUCGGUUAGCCAAAUUCCAAGUUGUCCGAAGAUAUUGGCAACGGAAUGAUAUUAAAGGGGCACUUGGUGCGAUGGAGAAGAUGGCUGAUCACGCUGUGAUUGCUGAUGUGGUGAGCUUCUUGACAAAACAACCUGACAUUAUUACAUUAGAUAUCUGCACUUCUCUUCUUCCGCUCCUUUCAGGGCUUCUUGGGGACAACAUGGACAGGCAUCAAGAUAUUUCACUGGAAAUGCUGCUGAAGCUGGUUAAAGUGUUUGGAUCGAUGAUAUAUUCGUCAAUGUCAGCUCCAGCUUCGGUUGGGGUGGAUAUUGAGGCAGAGCAGAGGCUGGAGCGCUACAAUCUCUGCUACGUUGAGCUUGAGAACAUCAAAUCUUGUCUUCCCACUCUUACCAGAAAAGGAGGAUCUAUUGCCAAAUCUGCACAGGAGCUCAGUCUACUACUAAAAGAAUUUUCAUAACCAAAAAAACAGUGUUAGUUAUUAUUUUGAUCAGUGAAUACUGUUGCCGAGCCACCUGUGGGGGAAUAUGUUUUUUAAGUUAUACGGAGGCAGCGGUUCUGUUUGUACAUUCGUGCAAAGGCGAAACAUUUAACGGCUAAUUCUUUCGGCGUUUUUAACUGAAAUCUGGUGACUCGGGGGGACCCACCCCACCCCACCCACCCACCCACUAUAAACUGCAGCAGAUAUGUUGGAAAUGGUGUUUCUGCAAUGAAGCAGGAAGUGGUGAAGAAGAGAAUUAUCCAUUCAUCACACGUUCCUAUCAUCAAUUUAACCCAGUGUUCACUUGUCACCUGUGUAACUGGUAGGGUUUAGGCAUUUGGAGUGAAAUUUAUCUAUGUAAAAAAAGGAUUGAUUGGUUGUAUUUAGAGGUUUGAUGAUAUGUUGAUGUGUUAAUUUCUGAACUGCGUUUAAUGGGCUUCAAGUAAAAGUAUAUAAAACCAUUCACUUCAAUAAUCUAUAAAAACUACCUUGAUAU
Molecule: messenger RNA, 3362 nt
Organism: Cuscuta campestris
Lineage: Eukaryota; Viridiplantae; Streptophyta; Magnoliopsida; Solanales; Convolvulaceae
Source: the annotation of a GenBank genome assembly